This is a messenger RNA of Salarias fasciatus (jewelled blenny), 2209 nucleotides long. It is a transcript of the gene metap1d, whose product is annotated as methionyl aminopeptidase type 1D (mitochondrial). The coding region runs from base 10 to 1026 and encodes 338 amino acids. The transcript has 10 exons. Gene Ontology annotation, biological process: proteolysis. Gene Ontology annotation, molecular function: metalloaminopeptidase activity. NCBI's taxonomy places the organism in Eukaryota, Metazoa, Chordata, Actinopteri, Blenniiformes, Blenniidae. The record is from RefSeq and is a predicted model, not a curated record.
UCAAUAAUCAUGGCGGCGCACUACGGUGCGGGACUGGCAGCCAGAGCAGGAUUGAGCAGUUUUCUGCGAAGAGUUUGUUGUCUCGGAGGCGGCACGCCCCCCACAGUGCUGCUGUCUCAGCAACAUCGACGAUUCUUCUGGAGGAAAUGGAAAAACUCCAACAAAGUAGUUCGACCCGCUACGGUUCGGCCUGCCUAUGCAGUACCAAAGCAUAUAAUGCGACCUGACUAUGUAGGUACUGGAGUAGUCCCAGAAUGGCCAGACUACAUCGAGAUCAAGGACCAAGAGCAAAUCGAAGGCCUGUCCAGAGCCUGUCAGCUGGCCCGGCAUGUGCUGCUUCUAGCUGGCCGCAGCCUCAAAGUUGGGAUGACAACAGAUGAGAUCGACUUUAUUGUGCACCAGGAAACAAUCAAACACAACGCCUACCCUUCCCCUCUCCGAUAUGGAGGCUUCCCCAAGUCCGUUUGUACAUCUGUGAACAACGUAGUGUGUCAUGGCAUACCCGACAGUCGUAAACUUGAAGACGGAGAUAUCAUCAACGUGGACGUCACUGUGUAUUUGGACGGUUACCACGGAGACACCUCAGAAACAUUCUUGAUUGGUCAGGUGGAUGAGGCAGGCCAGCGAUUGGUGGAAACAGCCCGGCGUUGCAGAGACGAGGCCAUCGCUGCCUGCAGACCAGGUGCACAGCUUUGUGUUAUAGGAAACACUAUCAGUGAAAUAGCUCAUGCCAGUGGAUUCAGAGUGAGCCCUUAUUUCAUAGGACAUGGAAUAGGCUCCUAUUUUCACUGCCACCCUGAAAUCUGGCACCACGCGAAUGACAACGACAUGACGAUGGAUGAAGGGAUGUCUUUCACAAUAGAGCCCAUACUGAUGGAGGGAUCCACAGAGUUCAGGAUCAUGAAGGACAAGUGGACCGCCGUGUCUGCCGAUGAUAAAAGGUCAGCUCAGUUCGAGCACACGGUGGUCAUCACGUCUGAUGGAGUGGACAUUCUCACCAAACUACCUGAAGAGAGCAAUCUGUGACCUGAAGUUAUCAGUUGUCACUGAUCCAAUGCUCCUAAAGCGCUUCCCGCGUCAGGAAUUUCAUUCAUUUACCUCAAAAUUCUACUUUUUAAGUGGACGGUGCUUUUGAUACCAGACUAAGGAUUACAUCUCUGUAUUUCCUCUCAGUUUGAGCUUGGAGUUUAUGACUGAGUGGGUGAUGCAUUACCUAAGUUGUGUUUCAUGCAUGUGUGUGUGUGUGUGUGUGUGUACUGGCAGCAUGAAGAGAUGCUGACAGGUCUUAUUAUUUUAUUUAUUGGCCUCUGAAGAGUUUAGCUCUUGUUGUUUUUUUUGUUUUUUUUCGAAGUGUAGAAAGGAAGAAGGACAUCCAGCUGUCCAUGAAACUGCCCCCUCUUCCUAAAACAAUAGAAUAUGCACAACCAGAUGUGGAGUAUUUAAAUAUUUCCAGGGUUUUCAUGUCCAGCAAAGCACAUAACUGUGUUUGAGAAUGCUGCAUCAUUUUUUUUUAAAUUUAUUUGUUGUUUUUUUCUUUAUGUUUUUGAAAAUAACAAAUGUAAUUUACUUACUACCUAUGCAGGAAUUUGGUUGCUAUUGCUCCUGGCAAAUCUCCAAGUAUAACCAGUAGAGGGCAGCACAUACUGUCAAACCCUGGAACUGUGUGUGUGUGUGGCGUCCUUCACAGAUGUCCUCACUCCUCUGGAGCAGUAAAACAACACACCACAUCUAGCUUUACAGAGUCGGCCUGUUGCACCCUCAGCAGUGACGUGAGGGUCAUGAGUUGUACAUCUCAGUGUGUUUAACCUCGUUUCCUGUUCGGCACCAAGUGCCAAUUAUGAAACACUUUCAAAAAGUAGGUCCUAGGGUAACACGGGUCAGCCUUACUGGACGGAAAUCACUAAGGUGAUAUUUGUUGACGUGGAAAAGCAGACUGACUUCAUACAAUCUGCUGAAGAGGAGAGUUCGAACAAGAGGUUAACGCUAUUCUGGGGUAUAAAUUCCAAGCAUAGCAUCAUCCUUUUGUUCUAUUUUUUUUCCAAUCCACAGUCUUUAUCACUACUCAGCAGGUGGAUUCAAUAAAGACAAGCUGCGCACAAACAGGAGGCAGAGCUCUCAAGGUUUCAAGUUCAGAACACACAUUUGUUACUUUCUCCAGUAGUUGGACUGCAGUGUGUUGUAUGUGUGUGAAUAAAAACUUCUGUUUCAA